CCUGUGGGAGAUGGACAGCGCUGGGGAUGUCAACGCCACAAACGGCACGUCCGGUUCACCAAAGGUGGCGAUGGACGCUGAGAUGGUGGUGGUGGUGGUCUUCCUGACCUGCCUGACCUUCGUCACUGUACUCCUGAACGGGGCUGUCAUCACCGCCAUCUGCACCACCAAGAAGCUCCACCUGCCCGCCAACUACCUGAUCUGCUCGCUGGCUGCCACCGACCUGCUGGUGGCCGUGUUGGUGAUGCCGCUGAGCGUGCUCUCCAUUGCCGCCGAGGUGUGGCCACUGGGCCGCACGGCCUGCGACGCCUGGCUGAGCCUGGACAUGACCUGCUGCACCUGCUCCAUCCUGCACCUGUGCGCCAUUGCGCUCGACCGCUACUGGGCCAUCACCAACGCCAUCGAGUACGCCUGCAAGCGGACGCCGCGGCGCGCGGGGGUCAUGGUGGCUGUGGUGUGGGCCAUCUCCGCCCUCAUCUCCGUCCCGCCCCUCUUCUGGCGCCGCAGCGGCGACCGCCCCCACGACCCCACCCUCUGCCUCAUCCAGCACGACCACGUGGGGUACACCCUCUACUCCACGUUCGGGGCCUUCUACGCCCCAAUGGCGCUCAUCCUCGUGCUGUACUGCCGGAUAUACAGCGCCGCCAAGGCACUGUACCAGAAGCGCGGCUCCAUGCGGCGCAUGGGUCCCCGGGGCCCCGGCAGCCAGAGCUCGCUCGGACACUGCCGUACGGCACACGCCUUCUGCGUGUCCGAGAUCUCCACGUCCGAUCCCGCGCCAGAGCUCGACCGGCUCGGCGCCGUCUCCGGGGGCGCCCUACCCGCGGAGGCGGGGCUGGACGGGGACGGCGAGAGGAGCCGGAUCUGCCUGUCACGGGAGAGGAAAGCGGCCCGGAUCCUAGGGCUCAUCCUGGGCGCCUUUGUGCUCUGCUGGCUGCCCUUCUUCCUCAAGGAGCUGCUGGUGGGGCUGCGCCUCAUGGACGAGUCCCCGCUGGUUUCCAACACCCUCACCUGGCUCGGCUACAUCAACUCGCUCGUCAACCCGCUGCUCUACACCAGCUUCAACGAGGACUUCAAGCAGGCCUUCAGACGCUUUCUGAGAUGCAAAGGGCGAGUGUAGCGCUGCCCCUCUAAGGGUUGACUAGUAGCUGGUCAGGACACACAGCAAUGAGGCGUGCAGCGCAUAGACACAUUCCAUCCAAUGUUUCCA
Molecule: messenger RNA, 1210 nt
Organism: Megalops cyprinoides (Indo-Pacific tarpon)
Lineage: Eukaryota; Metazoa; Chordata; Actinopteri; Elopiformes; Megalopidae
Product: 5-hydroxytryptamine receptor 1E-like
Exons: 1
Coding region: 11-1120 (369 amino acids)
Biological process (GO): chemical synaptic transmission; G protein-coupled receptor signaling pathway, coupled to cyclic nucleotide second messenger
Cellular component (GO): dendrite; membrane
Molecular function (GO): G protein-coupled serotonin receptor activity; neurotransmitter receptor activity
Source: RefSeq, a predicted model, not a curated record